AUGGCAUCUUUUUCCUCAUCCUUUUGUUCCAAACGACAAGAUGAAUUGCAACUGGAUCAUCCAUGUGAUUGUGACUUGCCAUCUCGUGUGAAGACAUCAAGAACUUCAGAUAAUCCUGGAAGGAAAUUCAGAGUUUGUCAAAACUCACUGCAAUGGUUGGAUGAGGAUGAAGGGAGGAAAGAUGGAAAAGGGCAUUAUAGAAUGAAAGCAAAAGAAAGCUGCAAUCUUACAUUGAAAAUUUGUACCUUGGAGAAUGAAAUCAGCAUAUGCAGGAUGAAGAUUGAAGAAGAGAAGAACAGAAAUAAAAAAGAACUUGACAAAGUCAAUUGGAAAUUGUUUACCCAUAGACUUCAUUACUUUUCUUGUUUCUCUUGUUAUAUUCUAUCAUUGGAAUGGAAUUGUACAUUGUAA
Molecule: messenger RNA, 411 nt
Organism: Lactuca saligna
Lineage: Eukaryota; Viridiplantae; Streptophyta; Magnoliopsida; Asterales; Asteraceae
Source: the annotation of a GenBank genome assembly